This is a messenger RNA of Perognathus longimembris pacificus (Pacific pocket mouse), 3189 nucleotides long. It is a transcript of the gene Zc2hc1a, whose product is annotated as zinc finger C2HC-type containing 1A. The coding region runs from base 40 to 1128 and encodes 362 amino acids. The transcript has 10 exons. Lineage: Eukaryota; Metazoa; Chordata; Mammalia; Rodentia; Heteromyidae. The record is from RefSeq and is a predicted model, not a curated record.
CCAGCAGAGCAGAGUCGCAGAUUCGGAGGCGGGGGCGCAAUGCAGGGGCUGGAAGAUAAUGGAAGUGUCCAAGUUGGAGAAUUACUGCCUUGCAAGAUUUGUGGAAGAACAUUCUUUCCAGUAGCAUUAAAAAAACAUGGACCUAUUUGCCAAAAAACUGCCACUAAAAAACGGAAGACCUUUGAUUCAAGCAGACAGAGAGCUGAAGGAACUGAUAUUCCAACAGUGAAACCUCUUAAACCUAGGCCAGAACCACCAAAGAAACCAUCUAACUGGAGAAGAAAACAUGAAGAAUUUAUUGCCACCAUAAGAGCAGCUAAAGGCCUUGAUCAGGCACUUAAAGAGGGUGGCAAACUCCCUCCUCCUCCUCCACCUUCUUAUGAUCCUGAUUAUAUUCAGUGUCCAUAUUGCCAGAGGAGAUUCAAUGAAAAUGCAGCUGAUAGACACAUAAAUUUCUGUAAAGAACAGGCAGCACGUAUUAGUAAUAAGGGCAAAUAUUCUACUGACACCAAAGGCAAACCAGCUCCUCGGGCACAGUAUAAGGCUCCUGCACUUAAAAAGUCAAAUUCUCCUGGAACCUUGUCAUCAGGAUCAUCACGAUUACCACAGCCAAGUAGCACUAGCAAAACUGGUGUAGGUGUACCUUUAGGUAAAGUGUCUUCAGUUAACAACUCUUUGGGAAACAAACUUCAGAACCUAUCUCCUUCACAUAAAGCAAUAGCAGCCCCUCAGGCAGGUAAGAUGGACAAGUUAGGCCCUCCACUUCGAACUGGAAGACAUGUGCAAAGGUUGUAUGACAGUGAUACAAAGUCAGACAGUGCCUUCAAAAGACAUGAGUUAUUACCCAUUUACAAAUCUAACAUCAAACCUCGAAAUUCUACACCACCUAGUUUGGCAAGAAAUUCUGUGUCAGGUGUGCUUAUGAGCAAAAGAAAAACAUAUACUGAUAGCUCCAUAUCCAGGCCAGAUGGAGACCAUGCAUCUUCACUUAAUGGCGGAAACAUCAAAAGCACUGAAGGAAAUUCAUCUGGACUCUUACCUAAAUUCUGCCAUGAGUGUGGGACAAAGUACCCUGUAGAAUGGGCAAAGUUCUGCUGUGAAUGUGGCAUUCGAAGAAUGAUUCUGUGAACAGAAUCCCCAAAGAACAAAAGCCAGCUUCAGAGUUUUAUAAUUAUUGCUGCUUGGACAGCUAGAGCACUUCCUCUAGUUAUUUUGUGCUGAAACUGUUCAAAAUACCUUUCUCCCAUAAUUUUUGAAGCAUAAUUCUUUGGUUGUAGAUAUAUGUAUAUAUGUUGUGCAUAAUAAAUACCUAAUAUCCCAAGCUGUGCAAUUCAAGAAAAUACACACUUAAGCUAUCAGAAAAUAAUUUCAACUAAUUAACCUGGGUAUUAUUUCUCUUGUGUUAUUAAAGCACAUUCACUAUACCUCUAUAAAUACACUUGGCCCUUCAAGCUUAAGGAUAAUCACACGUCAAGCAAAACAUAGGAUACACAUUAUUAUUGUUCGUGCAUGUCUUCAAAUAGAAGGAUCCUUGCACUACUCUGGAUUUUGUAAUUGAAGAGAAUGUUUUAGUUAUUAUCAGUUGAUAAGGUUUCCUACUCCUGUUGAACUCUUGUUCCACAGCUAUGUUUAUAAUAUACCUUAAGUUUAUGUUAUUCCAAACUUUGUAUGUUUCCCUCACUCGGUGAAGUAAUUAUGGAAUUAUUUUUCAGAAACACAAGACUAAAAUUACAAAUGUAUCUUAUAACUGAUUUUUUUCAUUUCUUUGUUAGUUGAACAUACAUUCUUCUCCACAUCCAUUUUGGUUCCUAUAUGUUACUGUUUCUCUCUUUCAUAAUCUAUCUGAAGAUUACAUUGACUUUAUUAUAACAUAUUUUGCAAAAAAUAUACACAAAAAUUCUAUUUUCUGUUCAACUUGUUGACUGAAAUAAUCUUGAUCAUUGUCACUUUUAGUGUAACAUAAAGUUUCUUGCAUGUUUCUUUGAUGGCUUAUCCUACCAUAGUAAUUCUGUAGUAGUUUAUCAGACUUAAAUUAGCUUUAUCUUAUUAUAAAGAUUACAAGCAAAAUUUUUAUGUUAUAUAUUUCCUAAAAGAUUUAUGUUACAUAUUUUCUAGCUUCUUGUUUGUGAUUGUGACUUCUAUAAGCAUCAGUGUAGAAAUUUGUUGCUUGGAAUUUUAUUUCUCUGAAAUGUACUUUGUUUUAUUUUGUUAGUUUGGGCAGGAGUUAUAAAUCUAGUGGUAUUAUAACCAUUUUACAUAGAAUUUUCUACUGUUUUUUAAAAUUAUUUUUUCUUAGUUAUCCUGUUCAUACAUACUGACAAGAUAAUUCAGCAAUUCAAAUAAAUUACAAUGAGUUUAGAAGACUAAUGUACAUAAUAUAUUUCCAUUUAAAUAACUUCUUUUUAUCCUAUUUGUUGUCAAUCACAUAAGAAAGAACUUUUGUGUGUAAGUGCACUAAUAAUGGGCUUGAACUCAGAGAUCAUCUCCUUGUUCUGCCCACUUAAACUCCUGGCUGCUGUUCAACCACUGGAGCCACUUCUCCUGUUUGGCAUUUUGCUGAUUAAUUGGAGAUGGAAUUUUACAGUUUUCAGCCCUCCUAAGUAGCUAGAGUUAUAACUAGAACUUUCAUUCUUGUUUUAUGUAGGAAUGAACACUAUCCUUUCAAGCAUUUCCUCAACACAUCGUAAUCUUUUUCUGCUCAAAAGAGUAAGUAGAUAAAUCGUUUAAAUAAGACAAAUUGACAUGAUUCUUUCUCUGAAUUUUACAGUAGCAAGCAAAUGUUAGUGUGUACUACAUGAAAAUGGCUUGGUAAGGAAUCAUCUAAUCCUAGAGCCCAGAGAUUAUUAAAGGCAGUAGUAAAUAUAUUUACAUCUUAUGAAACAUUAUCACAAUGUAUUUAAAUGCAUUUUCUAUUACAUAAUUUACUCACUUUGCUUUGUUGUGCAAUAGUUCUUAAAUAAUCUUCCUAUGUAUCAUCUAUUUCCAUUUGUAUUUAUUUACACAUGUAUUUGUUGAUGUGAUUGAAGUUUUAAAAAUGAUUGUAAGCUUAAAAUGUAAAAGUGAUUUCUAGAUUAUUCUGAACAUUUUUAGCCCGAAAAAGUAGGAUUAUUGUGACUUGUUUUGUCCCUUAUUAUGUUUUUUAUUACAAAUACCUUCAAUUUAAGCCAAUAAAGACAUGAAGACUAAAAA